AUGGCUGUCGCCCUACUGACUGAUCAUCGCAUAGAGCAAGAUCUGGAUCUGUUCUUUGUCUCAGAAGCUUUCCAAUUCAGUCCUGAUGAACCAUUAUACGAUUCGGUCUCGCUGGUGGACGGUCAGAUACUUGAUUAUUCAGAGCGCAACAACGCGUGUUCACAAAGUGACCUGUUGGAGUGGACAAACUAUUUGAGCAAUGCAAUAUGCGGCGGUGACAAGAGUGUUGGCGUUGACGUUCCUAUCCCGCCACCUCUUGGUACCCUGGACGAGAGUGUUCACCAAGGAACCUCAGGCGUCGGGUAUUCAAACACGUCGAGUUGCAUUGAUCCCAGUUUGUUAACUCAACAUGUACACGAACCUUGUUGUUCCUCUCUGUCAUGGCUCGAUCAAUCCACCAAACAGACCUUAGCCGAAAACUCGCAAUCGCAAUUAUCUCCACAUCAAACCCGCCACUCAAAGGCGACAAACGCACGAGCACCAGCCACUCCCAACGAUAUGAGCAUUGAAGCUUACCCGAGCCCGUCCUCAUUGCCGUCUCUCGGUCGACUCACCCCUAAAGUAGCAAGCCCACCGGAUACAACUCAGAUUGGGUUAAACAUACCAGACGGCAAAAUUGCAAUCGAGCCCGCAGGGAUGAGCUUCAUAUGUAAGACUUGUACAAAGUCUUUUCCCAACAAGCUCCGCUAUGAUCGACAUGCCAAUAUGCACAGCUGCAAGGCACCUUCCAGAUGCGAACAAUGCGGACAGUCAAUAAAGCAUCUAAAAGACCUUAAACGUCACCUGGGCUCCAACAAUGCACUGCCUUCGUGUCCUGCACUCAAGAAUGACUCCCCCCGGGCGAGUAGCUUCAUGUGCUUUUGCAGCUCCAAGACCUAUACUCGAAAAGACUCUCUUGUACGCCACUUACGAACGUCCAAGGCAGGGAACCAUCGUUGUAGGACCUGCAAUAAGAACCCUUGUGCUUGCUCAUAA
This is a messenger RNA of Bipolaris zeicola 26-R-13, 975 nucleotides long. RefSeq lists its product as uncharacterized. The record is from RefSeq and is a predicted model, not a curated record. NCBI's taxonomy places the organism in Eukaryota, Fungi, Ascomycota, Dothideomycetes, Pleosporales, Pleosporaceae. The transcript has 2 exons. The coding region runs from base 1 to 975 and encodes 324 amino acids.